AUGGAUUAUCAUGCGAUUCACGGUCAUGACAGAGCCAGCUUUGACACAUCUGGUACCCACCGAUUACCAACCGUCUCGGCUUCCCAGGCCCUGGACGAGCUUGGAGGCGACGCGUCAAACCACGUCUCUACAGGCCUCGAGGAUCUAGAUCAUGCUCUUGCGGGCACAGUAUCCGUUGACUCUCAGGAUUCUACCCCAAAAGGUGGUGUUCAUCGCGGCCAGGUGACAGAAAUUUGGGGCCCCCCUGGAACGGGGAAAACUGCCUUGGGACUGCAGCUCGCCUCAAAUGCAUUGCGGGAUGGCAAUGCAGUGGUCUGGGUAGACUGCUUUCAGGCUAUUCCUCACAACAGGCUAAAGGCGGUCAUCAAUGCUAUCAAGGACGAUCAAGGCGAUUCAGACGUGGAAGCACAUGAUGUUGAGGUUGACGCUGGCCGAUUCCUUCAUUAUUCAUGUCUGACACUUCCUCACUUUGUUGCCCUCAUCUCACGACCUACUGCCAAGGCUAUACCAGCCAAUUCUUCGCUGGUGGUUAUCAGCUCCCUAUCAUCAUUAGUCAACUCGGCUCUGCCAAAAUCGCAUGAUGGCAAGGCUAUUUCUAAGUCUGCCAAGGGUCCAAGUCCCUCUACGAAACGACUACAGGCACUGCAGUCCAUCAUGAAUGCUCUUCACAAACUUGCGGCCACUAGGAAUUGCGCAGUUGUGAUCCUGUCUCAAUGCGCAACCAAGAUGCACUCAGAAAGGGGCGCAACGUUGACCGCAGCAGUUAAUGCCACGGUUUGGGAGCAAGGGGUCUCGACACGGCUUGUCGUGUUCCGAGACUGGGUCUGGCAAGAGGGCAAGCUUGCGAGCGUGUUCCUCGCAGGUCUGCAAAAGGUGGAUGGAAAGGCGUCUCAGGAGACCGUGGAGAACGUAGUCGCAUUCAAAGUGGAGUUGGACGGCGUGGCCCAGAUUCCCUACGAAGCGAUUCAAUCAAUUGAACUGGCCAGGCACAAGCGAAAGCUUGGCGAGACGGAGCUCGAAGUUCCUGACAGCGAGGACGACGAGGACUACGGAUGGGCAGAUGAAGACGAAGCGGCUAUGCCGGCCCCGCCGCCUCAGUGGCAAGGGAGCGAGGACCUCAUCCUGGGCCAGGAAGUCGGACGGAGCGAGGACGAGAACAGUGAUGGAGAUGAUGGGGAGCACGGGGACGACAACUAA
Molecule: messenger RNA, 1197 nt
Organism: Fusarium keratoplasticum
Lineage: Eukaryota; Fungi; Ascomycota; Sordariomycetes; Hypocreales; Nectriaceae
Product: RECA-2 domain-containing protein
Exons: 6
Coding region: 1-1197 (398 amino acids)
Biological process (GO): reciprocal meiotic recombination; DNA repair; meiotic DNA recombinase assembly
Cellular component (GO): replication fork; Rad51C-XRCC3 complex; Rad51B-Rad51C-Rad51D-XRCC2 complex
Molecular function (GO): four-way junction DNA binding; ATP binding; ATP-dependent DNA damage sensor activity
Source: RefSeq, a predicted model, not a curated record